Molecule: messenger RNA, 8922 nt
Organism: Linum trigynum
Lineage: Eukaryota; Viridiplantae; Streptophyta; Magnoliopsida; Malpighiales; Linaceae
Source: the annotation of a GenBank genome assembly
CAACCAAUCCAUCUGCAAACCGCAUCAACCGGGCCAAACCAUCCAAUGCUAUGUACUUGGGUGGGCAUGAGUCAAAUUAAAAAUUUACGCGCUUAGUUAUGGAUGUGUGAUUUUCGUCUAAAAUUCGUCCAAUUCAUCCAAUGUCUAUCCCUUAUUUCUGAAUCGGAUUAAAGUCGUUCUUAAAUUCUUACUUCGUUUUAUCAUUAUUUUUGGGAUGGAUAGCACAUGUAGCCACUCAUUUAAUUCAUUUUGCAUAUUGGAAUAGUAAGAGUCGUUGUUAUAAAUUUUAACUCCUAGCUAGCUGGCUUAGUGCAACUUGCAAAUCCAUAAAUUAAUUAGUUAUGGAUUAAUUAGUGGCCACUUUGCUGGACCAAACUAUGCAACACAUGCACAUUUUUUCCCCCGACAAUGAAAAUGGCCACAUGCAUGAAAUUGAUGAUGCAAUGUGAAAACUUUUAAAUUAUAUAACCAUAUGAGUUGACCUGCUCAACUUGCGCUCCAUUAAAACAUACCCGACUUGUUAUGAGGCGGACAUGGGUAUCAACUAUCAGUAUACCCGCCCAGAUCUGUUACUUUGUCAUUCCUAAACCAAGAUUUAGAGACCUUAUAGCUAGACAUGGUACAAAAGCACAUAGACUAGACUCAAACUCGGAGUAUCGAAAUGAUCAUAUGAGAUGACAAUCAAAGAACGAGUCAUGGCCCUGAUUGGCAAAAGAUCGAUGUACAGUGUGAAAUUAUUAUCUGGAAAAAAAAAAGUGAGGUGAAAGAUACUUCUAAAUCAGAAGUGAGCAUCCAACAAAUCACAUUACCUAUACGACGAUAUAUAUAAGUUGUAAUUAGACAAACCGAUACGUCCAAUCCACACACUAAAUUGUAUGGAAAGCAACCUUCAUAAAUCUCGAUUUCGACAAACUUACAAUUUCAUAAACUAACAUAUUUUUAUUUUAUUUUUGGUUAAUAAACAACAUAUUAUUACUUAAAUAUGUAAUAUGAAAUUCAAUCGAUGACUUUUAUCACAUUAUAUAAUUUCAUAAUAUAUAUGUGAUUAUUUUUUCAAUUUGAGUACUGUUUCUGCUAGCUGUAAGGUUGACAACAACUUUAUAUUACUUGGCAACAUGGAAUUAAAAACCAUAAAAAAAACCCCUCUUUUCAGGUCACAUUAUGAUCGUAGAGAGUUAGACAAGAACAAAAGAGUUGUUAAUGUCUCCAAGCUGAGAUCAUUACCACCAAAUUAAACUUAAUUAAUGAAACAUAUAUUAUUAAGAUUUUUGUAUAUGAAGUCACCGAAACUCAGGUACUCCACUCAAUAAUUAAGUUGUAGUAGUACUAGUGUUGUUUGUUAUCAUGGUUUUACUAGACUAUUAAUAUGAUAUAUAUGCUGUUGGCUCAAUACAUAUCAAACCUGAAAAAUAUUGGUAUAGUGGUUCGUUGUUAUAAAGGUCGCAUUUUCUCCCAUUGAUAAGCUUAAGUGCAUCUUUGUGAUAUCAAUAGGUAACUCUAAUCAAUAUUUUAUGAAACCCUUUUUUAAUUUUUACAUAACAAACACAAGAAGCCCACUUUCGUCUACCUAUUCUCGAAUCCCUAAUCCUUGCCCUCAAAUUAUCAGAGGCGAGUUCAUUUGCGUAAGACAGUUGAGAGGUUUGCAGGAUUUAAGAGAAUUACCGAGCUUUUUUGAGAAAUAGUUGUGCCAAAACAACAUAGAGUAGUUAGUGUAUCGACUUCGAAAAUAGACAUUAUUGCUACUCGAUCGUCGCCACUGCAAUUGUUGAAAGAGCAUUCUCUGGAAUAAAUUACUCGGAAAACACACUUCGAAAAUCGGAUGAGCGAUGAAAUCAUUCACGAUAUUUUUGAUUGGAUACUCUGAGAGUGACAUAGUCAAUAGUUUAGAUGAUUAAUGCAUUUUUAGAUACUUUUUAUAAUAUCCCUAUAACCUAUGGCUAGCUUGAUGUAGGUUCGAGAAUUCAUGCGACCUGUAUCUCUCUCUCGCUCUCAAGAGUUCGUCGAUAAUGCGAAAAUGUCGAUAAUGCGAAAACGAUAACAUACCUUAGAUCCAAAUCUUGCUAACCCAAUAUUCAGAUUCACAUCAAUAAAUAAAAAAACACUUUGGAAUUCUUCUAGAAGCUCAAUGUGAGAACCUAUAGUGACCACCACAACCACGAGAACCCUUCGUACACAUAUUCCCCCAUUAUAUUGCAGAUCCACAGGACCACAUGAAUUAUUACUUCUGGCGGCAUUUUUCAUAUUUUAUAUACAUAUAUCUUUGUUUUUUUUUUCCUACUAUUUUUUUUUAUAAAUUAUUUAGUACCAUGCGUUGUCUAUAUUAAAUAAAUAAAUUUGGUUUUGCUUUCAACCUAAAAAAAAAAUGUUGAAUGGCCCUUGCCUUGCCUUUUAGUACUUCUCCACAUUACCAACCACGAAACAAGUGGACAAGUCAAUAGGCAGCCAAAGCUCUAGUGGCCAUGGCGCCUUUUGUCUUUUGAUAACGAGGGAAAAGGGAAAUGGAGAACAGAAGGAAGGAAGACGACGGGGGCAAUGGAAACAAGAAAAAGGUUUCUAGAAGGGAGAAGCAGUAGUACACACUACUUUCAAGUUUCAACUAGUGGAACAAAUUGGGAGGGGUUUAAUUUCAUUGUUAAUUAGUAGGAAAGAAGAUUCAAAGGUGGAAUAAUACAUUUUUUUUUCUGAGAUGAUUGGUGUCUCAAGAUUUGGAAUUUGAUUGAAUGGUUUUCAUACGUGAAGUUAUGUGAUAGUUUGUGACCCGUUUCUGGUGUUUUGAAUUCAGAUUAUAAUAAUACCAUGAUUUCGUAUAUUAAACAAAAUAUUGAGAAAUUACCAAAUAUAGAUAUUACUUUGUUGCUUGUGAGACCCAGAUGCAGUUUCGAGGAGUUGUUUAUUUCCAGCUAGUUUCGGAAUUUUGUUUUGGCUUCCCGUUUCGUUUUGCUAGUGGGGGGUACUUGCAAUCGUUCGAGUGUCCCAUGUAGACAUGCUCACUCUGUACAUGGCGUGAAAAACAGAUUGUUGCACUGCAUGCAUGCAGAGGUUACCAACUCUGUAGAUAGAUGACUUGCACAUCGAAUCUCUUUCGACUACGUACACGUGACUCAAUAGGACUCCGCUUUGAGCGCGAUCAUCAGCCAGUGGGUUUUGAAGGAUCAAACUAGCUCUAGUUCAUUCAUUGGCAUCCUGAAUUCAAGUUCAAUCAUUGACAUGCAUUUUGUAACUUGAAUGAUUAGAAGUUGUUUUUAUAAACGAUUUGUGAAUGGUGGUAGAUGAUCCUAAUACCACUCUCAUCCAAUGGAAGUAAUGAUUUCUUAAUAUAAAAGUAUCAAUAAUUAGCGAUGAGAUAGCUCCAUUUGUAUAGUAGAGAUUGAAGAUGACGAUGAUAGAAGGAGACUGCUGGACUUCUUUGUACAGGUUUUGAAGUUGGAUGAUUCUUUUGUUAUUUACGUUUGGCAUUGUAUAAAGUUGUUAAUUGCCUUGUCUUUCUCAUUUUUAUUAGUGUGGUAGUUAGGUUAGGCCAUAUGCAUGUAUCCAUAUGUACUUAAGUGGUUGAUGAUCUGUGUUUAAUGUUUAAUCAUGAUUAGAUGCUCAUUGUGAUCCUUUUCUAAUACAGACACAACUUAAUUUGUUAUCAGUCUCUCAUGCAACUUGAUAGAUAGAAUUGUACCAAUUACUACCAGGGUCAAAGUCUGGAUUUCGUCCAGUCUCCAAAGUGAAUCUAUUUAGAGAAAAAAAAAAUAUAUACAUGAUGAAAUAUUUUUUUGUUAAAUUUUAUUAUGAUCCAUGAUAUGAUCUUAUAUUUGGAAAAACUUGAUAAAUUAAAUUACAGUAGUCAAAUUCUCAUACCGUCAACGAGAAUGAUUUUGAUACUCGUAGACUGUGUUUAACGUCAUGUGGUCCUUUUCCUUCUAGAUUUUCACACUAGUAUGAACAAUUCGGAUGAAAAACUUGAGUGAUGGGAAAGGAGUCGUAUUUUGUUACUUAAUUAAAUUUCAGGCUUUAGUUGUCAAGAACGAGCAGUACUUUCAAUAAAUCGAGUUGUUGGAAAAGAUUCAUUAUGGAUUUUAUACAAUUUACUAGCACAUAUUCUCAAACGAAAACCAAAUAAUAUGAGUUUAAAAUUUUUACAAUUCCAAAUACCAUGUAUUUAACAUUAGGUCACUGAAAUUUGAGCACAAGGCCUAUCACACAUCAAAAACACUAAUACGAGUGAUUGUGAAUGUUUUAAUUAUGAAUCUUGUGCAAUUUACUAACAUUAGUAACCAAGUUGUUUAUGAAAGCAAGCUCAGUGACCAUUUAUCUAAUUAACCCUAUAGUGUAAUAGCCUCAUCGAAAGUUCAUCACUUCUCUUGAUAUGAUUUCAUUUCCAUCCUCACUGUCAAGAGAAUAUUACAGUGUGAAAUAACAAAAAAAAAACCCAUAUUUUCUCCUAUAGUAAGGUAAUUAAAGUAAAACGAAAAUGAAAGUUUGACAUAGACAGAUUAGGAGGACUAAAAUAGAAUAAAACCCUGCAAAGAUCUGAUCUCCACAAUCCUGACCUCACAUGAAAAGGGCACAAUAUUAAUUAUUUGUUUUGCUUUUUUAUAUAAGAAAUGAAACAGUGACCAACUCUUUUGUCACCAAAUAACUAUUAAUUAUUGUAGGCAUAAACAAAUCUAACAGGUAUAGUAGUAACCAAGUUGGUUUCGCUGUUUCCCCACCUUGAGAUGCUAACCCAUGUCACAUGCCAAUUAGUUAUUUGUUUAAUUCAUAUCACUUUACACUCCCAAAGAAGAAGGGGGAAAAAAAACAAUUAAAGACAUUAUAAAAUAUUAUUAUAUAUGUUCUUGGAUCUUGAAAAUCUAGCAAUGUUAGGUUUGGGAGGAGCAAGAUAAUAACAAGCCUCUAUAGUGGAGUGCUCUGGUCUAGGAAUCAUGGAUUUGGAGGUUACAAUCCUAUGAUACAUAGGAUUAAAGGGAAUUCAUCAAACGAUACUUCGAUUUACUUAUAUUCAACUUCAUGAUAGGUGGUGAGAGCUAUCUUUACGAGAAUCAUGGUGAUUUUUUAUGAUCACAUGAUAGUUCGGUCGUAGCUGUUACAGGAACAUACAUAUAAUCCUUUUCACUAAAAUCAGCUAGGGUUUUGACCGUUUUUCUGCUUAUUGUUGCAUCAUCCAGAUGCAAUGUGUCUGGGGCACCAUCUACAACAACGUAACGACCUAAUGGGGGGUGAUUUUGUCCAUAUCGACAGUAUUGGAUUACCCACCAAUAUGUUUGACCGAACAUGACGAUAAGUUGUGUGUAUGACACAUCAUCAUGGCUAUUGAACAGUAAAAGACGACACACAGAACAAUCCGACAACGUCUGUAUGCACUCAUCAUGGACGAACCCCCUUUUCUAAACCCAAGAAUUGUAAAGCCAUAUCAACGGUUGUACAAAAAAUGUCAAUAAUCUAGCAUUUUAUGUUGAAAUCGUGGUUCGAUGUUUUGUACUGCUGAAAUUUACCUGUCGACUUAUAUUUCAACGAGAGUUUUUUUUCCUGAUCGUACCAUUGACUACAACACGAUUGUUCAAACACUCUUUAAAACAAAGAAAGUAUAAAAUAUUAGUGAUGACAUGGUUUGAAAAAUCAAAGGAACUAAAAAGUAGAAACCAAAAGCUAGCUCUUUUUUUUUUCUUUCUCUCCCAUACAAUGAUGACUUCACAAUUUUACAUACUACCAUUCUUGCCCCAUUUACUUCCAUAGAAUCCCCCCCAUAUUUUAUAUUUCUUUCCCCCAUAUAUUUUAAUAAUACCCUUUUUUCCUUCAUCACAUGCUCCUCCUUUCUAUAAAAAGCCAAACUCCACCUCCAUUUCUCCCCACCGUCUCAACUCUCAUCCCUUCCCCACUCCUUCCACUCUUUAGCAACGACUCGUCACCCUCCUCCCGUCACUAAAACCCCAAAAAACAAUGAAGGUCACGGUUACGGAAACCACCAUCGUCCGCCCUUUCUCCGAGACCCCGAGGGAGAAAAUAUGGCUCUCCAACAUGGACCUCCUCCACGGCCGCAUCCACCUCCCGACGAUCUACCUCUACAAGCCCGACGGCUCCGCCGGCGACAACUUCUUCGACGGCAAGGCCCUCAAGGAAGGCCUAGCGAAGGUUUUAGUCACGUUCUACCCCGCCGCGGGGAGGCUGGCCAAGGACGAGAAGGGACGGAUCGAGAUCGAUUGCAACGGCGCGGGCGUGCUGUUCAGGGAGGCCGUGACGGAUCUCGCCAUGAGCGAUUUGGGCGAGUUCAUGCCCGGGACGGAUUUGCUUCAGUUUGUCCCUAGAGUUGACUACUCGGCGGACAUGUCUUCUUACCCACUUUUUGUGACGCAGGUGACGAGAUUCUCGUGCGGCGGAGUGUGCGUGGGGACAGGCUGGCACCACACGGUGGCCGACGGCGAAGGCGCGUUGAGCUUCAUCAACGCGUGGGCCGACUGCGCCCGCGGUCUGCCCGUCCCGGUCCAACCGUACCUCGACCGAACCCUCCUCCGGGCCCGGUCCCCGCCCAGCCCCAAAUUCCACCACGUCGAGUACGACCCGCCGCCGACCAUGGUCUCCCCACCCCCUCCCGCCGCCGGCAACGACGGCGCCACCUCCAUGGCGAUCCUCGAAAUCACCCCCGAACAGAUCAACAGCCUGAGAGACCAGAUUACCCGCGACAACCAUACGAAGGCGAAAUACAGCACGUACCAGAUCCUCACCGCCCACAUCUGGCGCGCCGUCACCAGAGCCCGGGAUCUCGCCGCCGACCAACCCACCAAGCUCCACAUCUCCACGGACGGCAGAUCUCGCCUCAACCCGCCGCUCCCCGCCGGUUACCUCGGGAACUGCGUCUUCCACGCGACGCCGACGGCGGAGGCAGGGGAAUUGGUCUCCGAGCCGCUGAUUCGGACCGUGGAUCGGAUCCACGGCGCGAUUAAGCAGAUGGACGACGAGUACUUGAGAUCUGCAAUCGAUUACCUCGAGGAUCCGAACGAUUCGUCGGCGAUUAUGCAGGUUCCGGGUACUUGCAGGACGCCGAAUCUGAAGAUCAUUAGCUGGAUUCGAUUGCCGUUCGAGUGCGCCGAUUUUGGGUGGGGUAGGCCGAUUUUCAAUCGGCCGGCGAAUCUGUUUGAAGGGAAGGGGAAUAUCUUGCCCAAGUACAGCGUCGACGGGAAUUUGUCGCUGGCGCUAUGUUUGGAGAACUAUGCCAUGGAGAAUUUCAGGAAGACGUUCUACGAAGUGGAUGGGUGAAGAAGAAGAAGAAGAAGAAGAGGAACACGGGAAUUUGAUUCUGGGUUUGUGGUUAAUUCGCUUGAUUGUGUGUGUUUCUAGUAAUAGCUCCAUGGUUCAAUCUUCAUCAUCAUGUUUCCAAAAAAAAAAAAUUACUGCCUUUCUUGCUUGUGCUUUCUUGUAAUGCCUGAAAAUGGCGGUUAUUAUUCAAUGAGAAAUUGGGAGGUUAUUGUAGAAAGUAGAAACAUGAGCUCGGGUCAUGAAAUCAACAAUCUAAGACUAUAACGUAAGCUGGAUAAAGAGGAAAAAGGAUACAAACAUGAUUGUCGGAACGAAAUAAGGUCUUUCUAACCACCACAUGGACUAUCAAAUUGUCAUAUUCCUAUUCAUAAACCGAACCUCAAUUGCAGUUUACAAACCUCCUCACAGAAUGGUAUUCCACUAUUCCCUAACCACCACAUAGACUGAACCUCAAACCCUAGGUAUAUAUCAAACAGAGCUAACGAACCUCAUUCGAAAUGACCCCUCCAUAUAUCGGUCGUUUGCACUACUUUCCCUUUCCAAAUGUAACAAAUAAAUACUCUAUACCAAUCUAAAUACGAAAAUUUCAUUACAAAAUUAAAUACUCUAUACCAAUCUAAAUACGAAAAUUUCAUUACAAAAUUCAAGCACAAAACUUCUCGAAGAAAAACGUUCGAAUCUUCUAUGUUUUUCUUUGUCAACUUUAAUGAGAUUUGCCCUCAAUGAAAAUCAUUUGAGACAAUAAUAUGAGCGCCCUAGUUCUCCUAGUACAACAACGAGUCACGCAAAGUCAACGAGCCUAACGAACCUCAUUCCGAAUAAUCCCACCACACACACAGUUGUUUGCACUACUUUCCCUUUCCAAUAUAUAAUGAACGAAUACGAUAAAUCAUUCUUAAGUACAAAAUUUUAAUUAUAAAGUUCUGAAACAAAACUGCUUGCAUAAAAACGCACGAAUCUUUUAUAUUUGUCCUCGUCAUUCUCAAUAAAAUUUACAUCACGUGUUAAUCAUUUAAAACGACGAAAUAAGCGAUGAUGAGUUUUGGUUGUUGCAAGGUCGUGUCGUAGUUCUCCUAGUACAACAACGAGUCACGCCAAGUCAAGUCACCCAUCUCUACAUGUUCACACAGAAAAUUGCAGGACGGAGCCUUCCCUCCAAGUUUAGGACAACUCUUCGUUUGAACAUUGGUGUAGGGCAGCCUUGUACUUCACCCAAUCCCUUUUUCACUGGGUUCAUGUGAAUCCAACAGUGGUGUAAAAUCUGUUUCUUUUUUGAUGGGGUUGCUUACUGUUAUCCUGUCUGCCAUUCACAUCCAAGCUUAUGAGUAGGCAGAGAGACUAGAGAGCUAACUCGGUUUAUCAUGCAAAACGGUCAUUCACACAUUCGAAUAUCGAUGCGGUGUGUCGGUGAGGACUAACGUGUAGAUCAUAAGUUAUUGGGAUGGUCAACCUAUUGGAUAUAAUAUUGAGGUGAUUUUGAUUAUCGAAGGUCUAUGUGGUCGAGUUGUGGCGGCCUAAUACCAACAUUUUGUAUGUACUAGUAGCAGACCGACCUAAAUUCAUAUUAGAUAAGACUCUUCUUUGUUUGAGCUUAACCGAUGCACGAUUUAAUUAAUCUAAUAUUUAUGUGAUGAUGAACUUGUACAAACUUCAAGAUCCGAAUAAAAAAAAUUUCGAUAA